This is a messenger RNA of Purpureocillium takamizusanense, 1009 nucleotides long. RefSeq lists its product as uncharacterized. The transcript is spliced from 3 exons. Bases 170 to 766 code for a protein of 198 amino acids. Lineage: Eukaryota; Fungi; Ascomycota; Sordariomycetes; Hypocreales; Ophiocordycipitaceae. The record is from RefSeq and is a predicted model, not a curated record.
CCCACCGCGGCCUAUCUUAGUCGAUCCUCCAGCGAGCCCGCCUCGUCGUCAGCCCAGACGCACGCCGCGCCUCCAUUUGGACGCCCACCUCCCGCCUCGCUGGCUUCUUCUCUCGCCAUCCGCACCCCCCGAUCAAACGUGUCUUCAUCGCGCUACGCGCCCGCAAGCAAUGACCCGCGUGUCCAUAUAUUCCUCGGCCCUGGUGGCAUUUAUUGCCGCCACGGGGAUGAUCAUCGCCUCCAUCGUCACCCCCAACUGGGUGACGUACUCCGUCACAACGCCCAAAGGCGAGCGCUUCGAGAAACAUAUUGGCCUGCACAAGAGCUGCUCCAGCCUCGACUCGCCCCCCUGCCGCGCCUUUCCCCCCGCAGAGCUCUGUCAGGAUGGCGAGCGGUACUUUUGCUCCAUGUGGCGAACCAUCGGCUUCAUGGCGUCGCUUGCGACCAUCCUGUGUCUCGCCUGCCUCGUAACGUUUGGCGUCAUCAUGCGAGGCGGCAAGUACAAGCGCGAGACGGGCUGGCCGAUCGUGAGCGGCAUCCUAGCUUUGGUCGCAAUCGUAGAAUUCGUCAUUAUCUCCAUCGUGGCGUACCUGUUCGAUAACGACGACCAGUUUACCAUUCCCGGAUGGAGUCUCGACUACUCGUGGUAUCUGAGCACCUUUAGCGCCGCCAUCUCCCUGCUUUCCGCCGCAGGUCUGGCCGUCUCGGCCUAUCUGCUGCCGCCUGAAGAGGGCUACGAGUUCUUGGAGGAUCCCCUCGAUGCCUGAGCACGGAGCGGGCCUCCGGCUGUGCGUGUUUGUUUCUCCUUUGUUGCCGAUUGUGAAUCACAUUUAAUUAAUAGGCAGCACGAGAAUCGUGCGGCGGUAUAAAGGGUAUAGCGUUAGGCAGCGGCUUCUUCAGGCGUUCGAGUUCGUCCCAGGUUGACGAGACAAAAAGCUGGGCUGCAUGGACCUGGUGUCAUGCAAGGGUAGCACCCGAGUUAAUGUUGACAUCACUUUAACCAACGUAAA